UCAGUCAUAACAAGUCUCGGUGAUCAAUUUCUCGACUUGCAGACGACUAAACCAACAGUUUCACGGAAGAAUAGUCACACAAAAAUUCAUAUUCAAUAGUUGUUUAUUUGAUCAAAUAAAGUGAUUAAGAAAAAACGAAAUAUAAAACAUUGAAGCUGACAGAUUCCGUGAAUGUAAUUCUAUAAGGACAUAUAAAAUAGAUCGAUAUUACAUGCGAAUCAACUUAAAAAUCUAUCACCAUACCAUGUAUGAUCGGAAUUAAAAGUCGAUAAAAAGGAUCAGAAUCAAUCUGAGAGACAGUUUAUAUUACAAACAAUAAAAAGCGAACCAUUACGAGAUGUCAUUGCGGAAUGAAAGUGCGAUAGUUUUAUCUGUAUUUCUUGAUUUUAUGUCGAUUUACCGGCGUCUAUCAAAAGAGUCCUUGUUUUCAAUCCUCAGGUAAACUGAUAUUAUUCUAUAGAAAAUAGUCAUCAAUAUUUCAAGACUUCGAAAUGAAUUAAAAUUCAUUAUGUUUGAUGCUUAUUUUAUCAGUUUUACAAUUAUCUAUUGAUUGCGAACUUAUUGGCAAUUUCGCAAUACAUGCUUCAUUUAUAAAACUGGAGAGUUCUGGGACGCAGGUAGAGGUAAAGUUUCAUAAAAGUGCGAGGUAUUUUAAAAUUAGACCGUUGAAAUAGCUUGAUUCAUAUGAAUAUAUAUGUUUGUAUCAAUAAUUUAAUAUAGUGACAUUUCUUAAUUAUCAGUAUAUUUAGAAGGCGAUAAAUAUUUAACAAAAACACUAUGGGGACUUAAUGAAUGAGUAGACAAAUUUAUAUACUUUUAGCAAUUACAAUAAAGUAAAAAAAAAAGUGAUCUUUAUCAGUGAUGCAUGACAUUCAAAAUGAUAUCUGGAUUAACGCAUAUGACGCUAUGUGAUAGAAUUUCCAAAUACCGAAAAAAAGUCGUUAAAGAAUGGAAUACAUAAAACGGAAGGAGAAACUAAAAAGAUCAGAUGAUACAAAAGUUAAACUCAAUGUUGGAGGAGUUAUUUUCGAAACAUGGGCUAGUACUCUUGAGAGUAUCCAGGGCACCAGAUUAGCCCUGUUGGCUCAUCUGAAAGAGGCAGACGAGUCUUGGGACAAGGAAAAACAUGAAUUUUUCUUCGACAGACAUCCAGGUGCUUUUACCACAAUACUUCACUACUACAGAUCUGAUGAGUUACACAUUGAUCAAAAUAUUUGUGGAAAUAUUAUAAGAGGGGAACUCGAAUAUUGGGGUUUGACAGAAUUAGAUAUAGAACCGUGUUGCUGGGGCACGUACAGUAAGUACAAAGACCACAAAGAAACAUUGGCCGCGUUGGACGACAAUUUCACUUCUUCGUUUGAACCAGAGUUAUAUGAUGAAAACGCGUCAAGUUUCACAAAGUUUAAAAUGCAUGCAUGGCAAUUUUUAGAAGAACCUUCUUCUUCAAGAGGAGCGAAGACCUUUGCGGUGAUGUCCAUGUUUUUUGUAGUUAUGUCUAUAGCUAUAUUUUGUUUAGAGACAUACCACAAGUUCCGUGUUCCCAUAGAUGGCGCUCAACCGAUCAAUAAAACUAAAUUUGAACUAAUUAUGGCACCCAAUGAAGAUUAUUGUAUUAAAGAAACAGUGACGGAUGCUGCGUACAAAUUUUCAGAUACAAAACCGCAUGUUGUUAUGACUAUUCUUGAUUAUGUGUGUGCAGCUUAUUUCACAACAGAGUUUGUCAUUCGUGUCUUUUUUGCUCCAAGAAAAAUGCAGUUUUUCCGCCAGCCAUUGAAUAUAAUAGAUUUGUUAUGUUUAAUUCCACAUCUUAUAGCCAUCAUUCUUGUUACUAUAAACCCGAAUGAUAGCACAAGUCAACUUUUUAAAUCGAUGUUAGCGCUUAGAACCAUUCGAAUUUUAAGAAUUUUUAAACUGAUGAAACAUUACAGCGCUUUUAACAUAUUAGUAUACACAAUCAAAGUUAGUACUAAGGAAUUACUGCUGAUGGUCGUGUUUUUAUUUACUGGUGUUCUAAUUUUCGCGAGUGUUGUGUUCUACGUUGAAUCGGAAACAUUUGAAAAUAUUCCAAUUGGAUUUUGGUGGGCUCUCGUUACUAUGACGACGGUCGGAUAUGGAGAUAAAGUUCCCAAAACUGAGGGGGGUUAUAUCAUUGGUUGUGCAGCUGUGCUUUGUGGUGUUCUAACUGUGGCAUUUACUGUUCCAAUUGUCGUCAAUAAUUUUACACUUUAUUAUGCUCAUGCGCAGUCUCGAAUUAAACUGCCACCACAUGAAAGAAAAGAAUUGAAGAGAAAGUUGUUCAUAAAAAGUAAAAAGUCACUUAGACUAUUUGAUAAAUUCAGAAGAAAUAAAGACAAAAAGCAGUCAUUUUCGUCACUUGACUCGAUAACAUCUACGAGGGCACCACCUUAUGGCCAAGAAAGUCAGUCACCGAAAUCAGAAAUGCCGAAUGAUGUUUACCAAGAAACUGAUACCGACGUUAUAACGGUUUCGUCUACAAGUUCAACUCGAAAUAACUCAGCAUCAACUGAUGCUCAGAACAGACUACAUACCAUAUCAGAGACAUUGUCAUCGUCAGGUAGUCCAUCCGUCACGCCCAUUGAUGUAGAAAUAUCAGAAUUGGAGCACCAACAUAGAGUUGAAACAGCCAUGCUGCUCAAUAACAUGGCUGAAAAUACAGAGAGACUAAAGAAUGAAAAAAGGAGACAGCUGGAGUUGAUAAAUGAAAGACGUGAACAAAAAAGACAGUCACGUGAGGGAGGUAAAACACCUCGUUCAGUGCCACCGGCUGCUGCCUCCAAAGGAAAGAGAUGAUUGGUUCGUAAGAAAUGGUAGCCGCAAGGGUAUGUUACCAGGGAAGCCUUUCAAAUUCCGUCCAUUACGCUGUGAAGUAUCAACUGCUGAUAUAUUCUAAUGUGUUGUACAUUUCCAUAGAUACUUUAUAUUUAUAAAAAAAAUAACACUAAUUGACACAAUGUAUAUUAUAAUAACACGCAUGUAUUGCACCGAGCGCUAGCUUUUAACCUUGAUAUAUAAAUGGUUACUUGUUCUGGUAAUAGCUGUAAUAACAAAAUAGAACUGGAAAAAAAACUUUUCACAAGACAGGAUGAACAAAUAUUCUGCAACACAAAAUUCAAGAAACUUAAUAUGUACUAAACAAAAUUGAAUAUAGCAUACAUAGAAACAGAUGCUAAUUAAAAUUAAUGAUAAUUCCGGGGAAAUUAAAAUUCAUCUUCCAAUGGUUACAGUGACAUGAACUCAUAUAUUAUAUAUAAAUUCAUUUGUUCUCAAUCUUGAGAUGAUUUUUUUUCAAUGAUGAAAUUUCUGAUGCCUCGUCCAAAAAAAUAAAUAAGAGUGUUGGUCAUGCGUUAAAAAGCCACAAAGGGUUUUCGGUGGGUCCAAUACAGUUUUGUCUCUGUAAUUGUACACUAGCGGAUACGGUGUAUUGAUAGUAUAUAGGCACCUGAUCAGUAUUGUAAAUGCUGUUUUAUCAGUAUUGGAGCUGAUCCAGUCAUGUGAUUUUAUUGUAUAGUAUACAAUUUAAAUCGUUCUGUUGAUGGUCAUAGCCGGGUAAAAAGUCCAGUUAGGUCACACAGAAACAAACAAUAGAGUUUGAAAACUAUGAACGUUAUGAUUUUGUAUAAUCUUGCUUGGUGUCAAACCUAACAAUGUUUUCACAAUUACUGCACACAACGCUAAAAAAUUGAGGGUUCGUCGAUUUUUUUAAUUUUUUUUUUAUAACAGACAGAUUCUUGCAGUUUAUAAGAAUGAGUAACCUCCUACGUUUGAAUAAAAAAAAUUAAAAGAAAAACAUCGUAUUGCACCCUAUACAGUUGUUGUACAAAUCAAAAUCGUGGGUCUAUUUUUUUCAUUAUGAGCCUGUGUAUCUUCUCAACACAAUAAUUUAAUCAAUUUAUAGCAGGGAUUCAUUUACAUAUAUUGAUCCUUCAUAUAUAUAUAUAUGGCCCAUGGUUGUUAUAUUUUCAUUCUUUGGUCUCCUCCGGACGGUUGUCUUAUUGGCAAUUAUUCAGCGUGUUAUUUUACAUUUAACAAAAAAUAAGGUUCUUGCCGACCUUUCAUUUGCAAAUAGCAGUUCCAACUCAUCCACAUUUGAAAUAAUUGUUACCUAUAAUUACAUGCUAGUUACCAAAUAUUCUAGAAAAUACAUUAUUAUGACAUUAAACAUAAAUUAUCUUGUUAUUCGGACAAAUAUUUACAUAAUUUAUUUUUUCAUAAUGAGUUUGUCCAUAUUAUGUUAUCUUUUCUCAUUUUCGCUCAA
Molecule: messenger RNA, 4276 nt
Organism: Mytilus trossulus (common blue mussel)
Lineage: Eukaryota; Metazoa; Mollusca; Bivalvia; Mytilida; Mytilidae
Product: potassium voltage-gated channel protein Shaw-like
Exons: 5
Coding region: 949-2811 (620 amino acids)
Biological process (GO): protein homooligomerization; potassium ion transmembrane transport
Cellular component (GO): voltage-gated potassium channel complex; membrane
Molecular function (GO): delayed rectifier potassium channel activity; protein binding
Source: RefSeq, a predicted model, not a curated record